CUAUGAACGUUGUCUAAAUUGAUUAGCUACCGUCCGCGAGUAUUCGUUGUACAUCACAACGCAAUUUCAUCAAUGCAGUCGAACCUUUUUUCGACAACUAACUUUACUCAUCAUGUCAAAGCGAGGCACCAUCGCAGUAGAAGAAGCAAUUAUCACGCCAUCGACAAAAUGGCUCCUCGAAGAAACCUUUUCAAUUCUCAACCCUGGCGACAGCAGUAACAAAGCGCUCGAGGCCCACGCUGCUAAGCUGCUCGACAUUCAUGACAAGCGCCUCGCAACCAUGGAUGCCGAAGGCGUUGAGUACAUGCUCUUGUCAUUGACUGCGCCAGGAUGCCAAGGCAUAACGAAUCCUCAACUCGCAGGAAAAACAGCCAAAGAAGCCAAUGACUGGCUGGCAUGCGAGGUUGCGAAACGACCAGACAGAUUCGGUGGCCUUGCAGCUCUGUCGAUGCAUGAUCCUGAAGAAGCAGCGCAGGAGCUUGAACGCGCAGUCAAACAAUUGGGCUUUUUUGGGGCACUUGUCAAUGACUAUCAGAGCGUCGAGGGAGGAUCAGGACGAGAAUACUUUGACACUGCCAAGUAUGAUCCGUUUUGGAAAAAGGUUGAAGAAUUGGAUGUACCAAUUUACUUGCAUCCGAGAUAUGUGUCGAUCAAAGACCUUCAGCCUGGGUCACUGUAUGGAGAUCGGCCUCAUCUUCAAGGUGCGGCUGUGCAGUUCCAUUUGGAUCUUUCAUACCAUAUCUACGCACUUUGCUCAUCUGGAGUGUUUGACAGAUUUCCCUGCGCCAAGAUCGUCGCUGGACAUCUGGGAGAGAACAUCCCUCUGAAUCUCUGGAGGGCCAGCCAUUGGUAUAACAAGCCAAGCAAAAAGGCCACGCGCCCGUCAAAGGAAGACUACGAUUACUACUUCAAGCAUAAUGUCUACAUCACGACUUCAGGAAACUUCUUCACUCCUGGCCUGAAGCUCUGCAUUGAGACAAUUGGGCUUGACAGAUGCAUGUACUCUAUAGAUACACCGUACGACGACAUUGAGGAAGCGCAGGCGUGGUGGAGGACUGUGGAUUUGGAUCAUGACGCGAAAGAGCAAGUCGGAAGGACCAACGCCAUAAAGCUGUUUAAACUUCCGUUGGAGUAUUGAAGGGUUGGGGAGAAGCGGAGAUCUUGGGUUUUUUGGGCUAUCGCUUCAAUGGUUCCGACUCGGCGAGACUUCUCCGGCCUUGUCGGAUGGUGCCGAAGGGAAGCUAAGCAGUAUCUGUGGAGUAUUAAGACAGCAUCAUAUAUCGAUAGAUACAAUGACACAUGAACGCUAUAGUAAUAGUCAACUACUAACCUGACU
Messenger RNA from Fusarium verticillioides 7600, 1336 nucleotides. RefSeq lists its product as hypothetical. Gene Ontology annotation, biological process: secondary metabolic process. Bases 113 to 1138 code for a protein of 341 amino acids. Gene Ontology annotation, molecular function: hydrolase activity; carboxy-lyase activity. The record is from RefSeq and is a predicted model, not a curated record. The transcript has 4 exons. Lineage: Eukaryota; Fungi; Ascomycota; Sordariomycetes; Hypocreales; Nectriaceae. Gene Ontology annotation, cellular component: cytosol; cytoplasm.